Pomacea canaliculata is the source of this 1038-nucleotide messenger RNA. RefSeq names its product zinc finger C4H2 domain-containing protein-like. Gene Ontology annotation, cellular component: nucleus. The transcript has 5 exons. The record is from RefSeq and is a predicted model, not a curated record. Lineage: Eukaryota; Metazoa; Mollusca; Gastropoda; Architaenioglossa; Ampullariidae. Gene Ontology annotation, biological process: positive regulation of neuron differentiation. Bases 21 to 698 code for a protein of 225 amino acids.
CUAAACUCCUGAAAAACAAUAUGGCUGACGAUAGGGAUCAAGAGGUUAUGCAUAAGCUAGAAAAACUGAAAGAAGUCAGAUCCCGUUCAUUAUGCCUGGAAAAGCUGAGGACACGCUUGCGUCAAGAAGUGGAUAUACGAGAAUCUGAAGAACGAAACCUAGAGGAGUAUCGUCAAGAAAUGGAGCUCCUUUUGCAGGAGAAAAUGGCUCAUGUUGAGGAACUCCGGCUCAUACACGCCGAUAUAAAUCUGAUGGAGGCCACUAUCAAACAGGCAGAAGAAGAAAGAGCAAGAGCUGUGGACAGUGCCAAAAAGUUGUAUGAAGAAUACCGACCCUUAAAGGAAGAAGUAGACCACAUGCGCAGCAGGCUAGGGCUUCAGCCUCUCACAGAUCUUCAGGAGGAAGAUGAAAAACUGCGGCCAGAGUUCCCUGAAAAAGUAGCAUCUGAGUGGCCAGGAGAAUCCCAACCAAUGCCCAUCCCACAAACUCUGGUGGAAGCUGCUGCAGCUGCUGAACAGGUUCACAACAUUGCUCGAGGCAAAGCAGAGCGGCAGGGCUUUAGACAACAACCACCACCAAUGAAGGCAUGCUUAUCUUGCCAUCAGCAAAUUCAUCGCAAUGCACCAAUCUGCCCUCUUUGCAAAGCAAAGAGUCGAUCAAGAAACCCAAAAAAGCCAAAGAGGAAAAUUGAUGAUUAGUUGCCUUCUGUCCACUGCUGCAACCAUCAUCAUCUUGGUUCCUUCGUCACCAUCUUCACCAUGAUUGCCCUAGACUGAAGAAUAUGUUGUAUGUCAGUAGACUGUUGUGCUGAAAAAAGGUCUGUAAUGGAAUGUCUUGUCUACUUUGUUUUUAUACAUUGUAUUAUUUAAUACAUGGAGUUUUAUUUUUGUAUAUUAAUAAACUCAUUACACUGAGUUUUAUAUUUUUACAUCAGUCAAAUCUUUUAUAGUUAAACCUGCUUGGUUGUGUCUGGAAUAAGAGAAGAAAAAUUGUUGUGAUGUAGUGAAUUUUGUAUUAAAACAGGCACAGCUCUUGUAA